Molecule: messenger RNA, 729 nt
Organism: Sapajus apella (tufted capuchin)
Lineage: Eukaryota; Metazoa; Chordata; Mammalia; Primates; Cebidae
Gene: NDUFS4
Product: NADH:ubiquinone oxidoreductase subunit S4
Exons: 6
Coding region: 42-467 (141 amino acids)
Biological process (GO): electron transport chain
Source: RefSeq, a predicted model, not a curated record
CGGUGAUCCGUCCUCUCAUCCUAGUGUUUGCCUGCAGCAAGAUGGCGGCGGUCUCAAUGUCAGUGGCGCUGAAGCAGGCGUUGUGGUGGAGAAGGGCAGUGGCUGUAGCUGCCCUUUCCGUUUCCAAGGUUCCGACCAGGUUGUUGAGCACUUCCGCAUGGAGAUUGGCACAGGACCAAACUCAAGACACGCAACUCAUAACAGUUGAUGAAAAAUUGGAUAUCACUACUUUAACUGGUGUUCCAGAAGAGCAUGUAAAAACUAGAAAAGCCAGAAUCUUUGUUCCUGCUCGCAAUAACAUGCAGUCUGGGGUAAACAACACAAAGAAAUGGAAGAUGGAAUUUGAUACCAGGGAGCGAUGGGAAAAUCCUUUGAUGGGUUGGGCAUCAACAAAAAGACACAUUUCAUUGUGCAGCAGAGACAGUGCUAAUGGAAAAGGGCUGAUCCCUUAUCCAACAUGGUUCUAACCUUCCGUACUAAAGAAGAUGCAAUUUUCUUUGCAGAAAAAAAUGGAUGGAGCUAUGAUGUCGAAGAGAAGAGAGUUCCAAAACCCAAGUCCAAGUCUUAUGGUGCAAACUUUUCUUGGAACAAAAGAACAAGAGUAUCCACAAAAUAGGUUGGCACUGACUAUAUCUGUGCUUGACUGUGAAUAAAGUCAGCUGUGCAGUAUUUAUAGUCCAUGUAUAAUACAUCUCUUAAUCUCCUAAUAAAUUUGACCUUUAAACUACA